Molecule: messenger RNA, 4100 nt
Organism: Danio rerio (zebrafish)
Lineage: Eukaryota; Metazoa; Chordata; Actinopteri; Cypriniformes; Danionidae
Gene: gfra4a
Product: GDNF family receptor alpha 4a
Cellular component (GO): plasma membrane
Molecular function (GO): signaling receptor activity
Source: RefSeq, marked validated
AGUGCGGUUCUCGUGCGCUCAGGAGUUAGACAGAGACGCAGCAGCGCACGACAAACAGCCGACUUCACUUCCGAAGACCAGCGCGUUCUUCAAUUAGUGGCUCGAGUGCUAAUGAGGCUUUUAACGCAGCAUCCAAACUUGUUAAUGAAAUAGUGGCGUUUCGUGACACACGUUUUGCGCAACUUGCUUCCCUCAUCUGGCGCCAGAUCUGCUGGGGAAUAAAAGAUGCUUCUCGACGUGCUCUGUUCCUAUGAAAUGAUUUGGAUUGCACCUCGCAUUUUUGGAGGAAAUCAGCACUGAACGCAGUACGACGUUUUCUGGACAACUUUGGUGCCAGUGGACACGGGCAUUCGCGAAAGUCUUUUACUGCCGCGAGAUUGUUUGGCUCUAAACAGGAUGGACCUCGUCGGGCUCUACUUGUUCCAGCUGGCAAUUUUUGGGGUGCCGCGGCUGGUGUCUGGGGGCCGAUGGGAUUGUCUGACUGCGGGGGAUUCAUGCUCCAGCGAUGAAGCGUGCAGCCCGCGUUUGAGAACCCUGCGGCAGUGCGUUGCAGGCGGAGGAAGCGUCAAGCUGGGUCCAGGAGCACGAAACCACUGCGAGAACGCCGUUACAGCCCUCAUGUCCAGUCCCCUACACAGAUGCCAAUGCAAACGGGGUAUGAAGAGAGAGAAGAACUGUCUUAGUAUUUACUGGAGCCUCAAGCAAUCCAUACUGCACGGGCUGAGCUUGGUGGAGAAUUACCCCUACGAGCCUGUUGAGCGGGGUUUUGAUUAUGUUCGCCUGGCCUCCAUUGCUGCAGAGUCUGAGGUUGGCAUGACAACAGUGAAUCGUUGUUUGGAUGCCGCCAAGGCCUGUAACGUUGACGAGACGUGUCAGAAGCUACGCACCGAGUAUGUGUCAGCAUGCAUUGCUCCAUCAGCACGAGCCGGGACCUGCAACCGCGCACGCUGCAGCAAAGCACUGAGAAAGUUCUUUGACCGAGUGCCACCCGACUACACGCAUGAGCUACUCUUCUGUCCGUGCUCUGACACAGCGUGUGCAGAGCGCCGACGCCAGACCAUUGUGCCUGCGUGCUCAUUUGAGGAAAGGGAGAAACCCAAUUGCCUGGUCCAGCUCCGAGCGUGUGAAGCCGACUAUGUGUGCAAGUCUCGCUGGGCUCAGUUCCAGCACGACUGCCAACCCUCCGAGCUCACUGCCAGCGGCUGCCAGCAAGAAAAUUACGGAGCCUGCCUUAUUGCAUACACCGGCCUGAUAGGAAGCAUUAUAACUCCUAACUACCUAGAUAACUCUACAUCCAAUGUGGGGCCGUGGUGCUCCUGUGCGGCAAGUGGGAAUUUCCGAGAUCAGUGCAACCACUUCCUCAGCCAUUUCCAUGACAACAACUGCUUGAAGAAUGCCAUUUCGGCUUUCGGGAAUGACACAGACCUGAAAUCUGCAACCAACCAGGCUCCGGGUUCUAAUACCAACACUUACAACCACAUCCUACCAGUUACCAGCACUGAGCCCACUACUACUACCAAUGGUGCUGCCACAGAGACUGAGCAGAACCUUCUGCGUCCACAGAUGCCCACACAGAUGAACGAGCGAGACAGACUGUGGGGUGACUCUACGCUGCCGUCUCCUGAUCUGUACGAUUCCAGUCCCACCACAGCCCACCUGGAUGAACUCAUGUGGCUCCUCCCCUUCCUGCCACUCACGCUCCAGCUUUAAAAUAAAGCAAUCAGUCAAAGCAGAGCAGAACUGGGACAGAGAGAGUGUGUGUGUUCAUCAGUUUAACCUCCACAUCAUUUAACGAGGACACAAAAACUGCCAAACUCUCUAAACAUGUGCAACCCUGCUCCAUUCCUCCAGUCCAAUUUAGUGAUUUCAUCGUUUGUGUUCACAAUGACUGAUUUCAAGGGUUUGAAUAAUUGUGUCUCUCUCUAAUGUUUUGGACUGAAGAUGGUGCGUAUGUAAAGCCCCGUUCAGAUUACAUGAUUUCGCCACAAUUUGCUUGACAAAGGGUGUUGUCAUGGAGAUUCGUAAACGACAAAUGGGAAGCAAGAUUCAAUUGCUUCUUCUCAUAUAGUGCCAUAGUGCAGGACAGCCGAUGUCCGAAACAAUUUAAGACGUCAUAGCAGAAAGUAUAGCAUGUGUCGGUUUUUAUCUAUGAUGAGUUCUGUUACAUGGGUGACCAAUAGAAGCACAGAAUUUUUUCAAACACAGGUUUUAAAAUGACAAAAUGAAAGCGAGAGGACUGUGCUGCUUCCAUGAAAUGUGUUAUGGAAAGGUAUGCUUGGAACUACCAUGACAGAAUAAAAACAUCAAUGUUGGCGAUGGGUAGCAGAUGCAUUUCUGGAAUUAUCAUGUUAACAAACAAAUCUGACAAUUAGGCUGUGUUUACUGUACACUGCAGAUCUUGAUGGUCAGUUUUGUCACUGUAUCUGAUUUUUUUGAUGACCUGCUUACAUCUUUUAAAAGUGACUCGUAUCCAAUUUUCUGCAUUUACACAGCACAAGGCAAAAGGCGCAAUGACAAGAAAAAACAGUGUGUGCUGACUGACAUCUGAUAAUAAGAGAGCGCUGUUUUCUCUAUUCCCUGUCUUUAAUAUAUUCACAGGGUUUUUUUUUCUUUUUGACAAGUUGUUUUACUAUAGUUUAUAACAGAAAAGUUGUCAUUUGGCCAUCAUCUUUUAGUCUAGGCCUAUGUAAACCAGUAGGCAUCUCAAUGACAUGUCCAUGGCGUGAUUUAUGGACGUAACAUAUGCAACAAUUUUAUAUUCGUUUACAUGGUGGAUGUUGCAUUCUCUCUCAUUAACAUGCUUAAAUACUUGUGCUACAUGACAAUAUAAACGCUUUUUUAGUCAUCGUGUAUGAGAUUUAAGGAUUAUUGAAGUUUGUUCUGAAACGAAAUCGCAGAGUUGACAUCAUUUGCAAUGUAUUUUUAAUGAUGCGUGACUCACAUUUACAGGUGAUAACCUGAUCUACCUGCUUACACUGUAGACACAAGGACACAGAUCCAUUUCAUAUUGGAUAAAUUUCUACAUAUGAACAAAGCCUGAAUCUGAUUUAAGUAAAUCAGAAUCCAUGUGGAUUUUUCCUGCUUGCACAUGUGCCAUAUCUGAUCUGUGCCACAUGAGGAAAAAUCAGAAUUGAGUCACUUAAACCAUGCAGUGUAAAUGCAUCCUUACAACCACAUCUAAAAAUCAUGGGGUUUCUUGAUGUCACGAAACUGGUAUUCCAUACCAGUCGGUCCUGCAAUUUUAAAAAUGUCCAUUUCCUACUAACAUUUGAGCGCGUUCUUAAACAGCACUAAAUUGCCUGUGUUUACAUGCUUAACAGAAAUAACUGUGAUUGGCCAUGAAGGUUAUCAGUCCACCAAACUCACAGCUGUUUACUGAGUGUAACCACAGAUACAGGGACACUGAAUUGUUUUAAAGCCGCAAAGAUCAGCUGCUCUGUUUAUAAGCUGACAUACAAGCAAUCCGCUGAUGAAUCGACUGAUCCUCACAGCUUUAAAACACUUCAGGGACCAGUGUAUUUGGAAAUUGAUAUCGAAUUCCACUAUCGUCACAACAUUAGUUUCUUGAUGACAGACUUCACAUGAUGAUUAAUCGUAAAGCAAUGUGUAGUCUGACAUGUUUGAUGCUCAUAACAAGUCAAGUUUAUCUAGAAAAAAAAAAAAUCAUACAAUCCAACAUGGUGAGCGGCAAUAAAAAAUGCAAAACCACAUUCUGCACACAUUACAAAGUCCUGGCUGCGAAGUAAGUAAAUACAAGUACUUGACUGGCCUGUCCGCAGUCUUGAUCUGUUUCCAAUAGAAAACUUCCAAUAGAAGAGCAAAUGGAUGAUUUAAAAAUUUCAGUAUCAUGACAACGCUAUUUCUUGAUGACAGAGGUCACAUGAUGAUUGAUUGCAAAAAUGUGUAGUCUGACAUAUUUGAUAUCCAUAACAAGUCGUGAAACUCUAGAAAACCAAAAAUAUAAUCUGACACAAUGAGUGGCAAUAAAAAUUAUGCAGUCUGAACGGGGCUUAAGAUGAACUCGUCUAUUCAUAAUGAAUGACUGAAAUGGCUGAAGUCACGCCAACACUACAAUUCUAUGACAAAAAAAAAAAAAAAAA